Molecule: messenger RNA, 665 nt
Organism: Phymastichus coffea
Lineage: Eukaryota; Metazoa; Arthropoda; Insecta; Hymenoptera; Eulophidae
Gene: RpS11
Product: small ribosomal subunit protein uS17
Exons: 5
Coding region: 57-521 (154 amino acids)
Biological process (GO): translation
Cellular component (GO): cytosolic small ribosomal subunit; ribosome
Molecular function (GO): structural constituent of ribosome
Source: RefSeq, a predicted model, not a curated record
UGUCCUGUUUCGACGUUUCAAGUUUCCGGUGUGGUCUCACUCUUUAACACUUCAAAAUGGCUGAUCAGACUGCCAAGUCCUUUCAGAAACAACCAACAGUUUUCCUUAAUAGGAAGAAGGGUUUGUCCAAAGGACGUAAGUCAUUAAGAUACACUCGUAAUGUAGGGCUUGGUUUCAAAACCCCUCGCGAGGCCCUUGAAGGAACUUACAUUGACAAAAAAUGUCCAUUCACUGGCAAUGUUUCUAUAAGAGGACGUAUCCUAACUGGUGUUGUACAAAAGUUAAAAAUGCAAAGGACUAUUGUUAUUAGGAGGGAUUAUUUGCAUUACAUUAGGAAAUAUAAUCGUUUUGAAAAAAGACAUCGUAAUAUGAGUGUUCACCUCAGCCCAGCCUUCAGAGACGUUGAAAUUGGUGAUGUUGUUACUAUUGGAGAAUGCAGACCACUCAGUAAAACUGUUAGAUUCAAUGUUUUGAAGGUUUCCAAAGGAACUGGAGCCAAAAAAAGUUUCACUAAAUUUUAGAUUUUUUAAAAUCAACUGUAACAUCUGAAGAACAAUAAGUUAUAUUGAAUUCAACAUCCAAUUGUAAGUCCUGUAUGCUUUAUACAGGAAAACCAGUUUAAUGUAAAGACCAUGCAUUACAUUAAUAAAUCACUUAAGAAAAUC